This is a messenger RNA of Culicoides brevitarsis, 2021 nucleotides long. RefSeq names its product cationic amino acid transporter 2. Gene Ontology annotation, molecular function: L-arginine transmembrane transporter activity; L-lysine transmembrane transporter activity; L-ornithine transmembrane transporter activity. Gene Ontology annotation, biological process: L-ornithine transmembrane transport; L-arginine import across plasma membrane. Lineage: Eukaryota; Metazoa; Arthropoda; Insecta; Diptera; Ceratopogonidae. The record is from RefSeq and is a predicted model, not a curated record. The transcript has 5 exons. Bases 98 to 1888 code for a protein of 596 amino acids. Gene Ontology annotation, cellular component: plasma membrane.
GUCAAAAUUUGUCAAUUCAAGUCGUGUGUCACGCUGAUUAUUGUUUUCAAUUAUUUUUUUUCGAUAAGAUAAAAUUAUAAAUUAACGGAGGGAAAAUAUGGUGGCCUCUAGUGAAAAGAAUUUUUUUCAAAAGUCUUUUGAUAUCCUGAGUCGGAAGAAACCCUUGGUGGACAACACCGAAACUCGUCUUUCGAAGUUCCUUUCGACUUUUGAUUUGACCACGAUGGGCGUCGGCAGUACCCUUGGCGUGGGAGUUUAUGUGCUAGCGGGUGAAGUUUCGAAGACGACAGCAGGUCCCGCGGUUGUAAUUAGUUUUGCGAUAGCGGCAAUUGCGUCAAUGUUGGCCGGGUUAUGUUAUGCGGAGUUUGGAGCUCGUGUCCCGAAAGCUGGAAGUGCUUAUGUUUAUAGUUAUGUGACAAUUGGGGAAUUUAUUGCGUUUAUCAUCGGGUGGAAUCUCGUCUUGGAAUAUGCCAUUGGUUCCGCGAGUGUCGUAAAGGGUCUCAGCAACUACGUGGACGAACUGACAAACAAUCAGAUUAGCGGUUGGUUUUUGGAAACGAUGCCCAUGAAUGUCUCCGGACUCGGUGCUUAUCCAGAUUUUUUCGCGUUCGGGAUUAUAAUGGCAUUUACACUGGCAUUAGCGUUUGGCGCUCGCGAGUCUGCCUUGGUGAACAACAUUUUUACCAUGACAAAUGUGAGUGUUGUUAUUUUUGUGAUUAUCUGUGGUGCCUUCAAAGCUGAUCCAGCAAAUUGGAAACUCGAAAAUGUCCCUGCUGGGUAUGGAGACGGCGGAUUUUUCCCCUAUGGCCUUGGAGGAGUCAUCAAAGGAGCAGCAAUUUGCUUUUAUGGGUUCAUUGGAUUUGAUGUGAUUGCGACAGCGGGCGAAGAAGCAAAGACUCCUCAACGUUCCAUCCCUUUUGCAGUUGUAAUUUCCCUCACAAUCAUCUUCUUGGCGUAUUUCGGGAUCUCAACCGUUUUGACGAUGAUGCUGCCGUAUUACGAACAAAACGAAAAUGCGCCCUUGCCCCAUGUUUUCAAGCAAUUAGGAUGGACCGUAGCUGAAGGCAUCGUCAGUUACGGAGCGAUUUUUGGUCUUGCUGCGAGUUUAAUGGGUGCCAUGUUCCCCUUGCCGCGUGUCAUUUACGCCAUGGCCAAGGACGGAUUGGUGUUCCAAAUAAUGGGUGCCGUACAUCCAAAAUUCAACACACCUUUUGCGGGUACUUUGAUUGCGGGAACGCUUACGGGAAUUUUGGCAGCAAUUUUUGACUUGAGUCAACUUGUGAACAUGAUGUCGAUUGGAACGUUGAUGGCUUAUUCCAUUGUUGCGGCAUGCGUCAUGUUGUUGCGAUUCGAAAUGACGGAGGAAGAUGUGAAUCAUUCGGAAUUAAAUACGAUCGAGAUGACGCCGAAAGUUAUGUUGAAACAACUUUUCAACGGAAAUCGCUUGAGAGAUCCCGUUGCACUGACAUCGGGCAUCGUAACUGUCAUGGUGACGUCCUACCUUUUUUGGUGCCUCAUGUUUUCGGGCACUUUUACACUUUACACAACGGAAAUUAUGAACGGUGAUUGGUGGGCAAUUACGUUACUUGUCGUUUUUGGACUCCUGCUUGUACUUUCGAUCUUGAUCAUUGUCUUCCAACCGAGAUCUAUUGCGAAAAUUCCCUUUUCUACUCCUUUCACUCCAUUUUUGCCAGCGACGUCAAUCCUCAUCAAUAUUUACCUCAUGUGCGGCUUAGAUCCGUGGACUUGGGUGCGAUUUGUCGUCUGGAUCGCCAUUGGAUUAGUAAUUUACUUCUGUUACGGCAUUUUCAACAGCAAGGAACGUCAUGUUAGUGCAAGUACGUCAAAUUUGGUGCUAGAAACGAAAGAGAAAAAUGAAAAGAUGUAAAAAAAAAAUACGGAAAAAUUAUUUGUUUGUGAGUGUCACGUGUACUUAAUUUUAAUUUUUAGAUUAUAUUUAUUAAUUUUUAUUGCUUGAAAAAAAUGACAACAAAUAAUAAAAAAUAACACACUAAUUUUUA